Spodoptera litura is the source of this 10355-nucleotide messenger RNA. RefSeq names its product potassium voltage-gated channel protein Shaker (gene shaker). Gene Ontology annotation, molecular function: delayed rectifier potassium channel activity; protein binding. Gene Ontology annotation, cellular component: membrane; voltage-gated potassium channel complex. Gene Ontology annotation, biological process: potassium ion transmembrane transport; action potential; protein homooligomerization. The record is from RefSeq and is a predicted model, not a curated record. NCBI's taxonomy places the organism in Eukaryota, Metazoa, Arthropoda, Insecta, Lepidoptera, Noctuidae.
GCGCCGCCGCGGCCGCUCGGCAUAGUCGCCACAGCACGGCGUCCAGACGCCGCCCGAUGCGAGCGCGGACCAUCGUCGCGCAAUCGGCUCCGUCGCGCCAACUGUUCCGAAAAGCCAGUUUCAACUUCCCGGUGGUGCGGUUCCCGCGUAUCAUGCAGCGGAUCACGAACAUAAACCCGAGCAGCUACACUGACUCGCAACGGCAACGAUAACAAUAAGCAAAAACAAAUGUAGCCUAGCUAACAAUACAACUUAUGACGAGGUACAAUAAUAAUAAUUGUGAUUUUAAUUAUAAAUUAGAAGAAGAAAAAUUAGUGUACUGUACCAAGUUAUGCGUCCAAAUUUUUCUUGUAGAGUAAUUAGUUGUAUAGUGAGUGUCAGCUGAGCUGAGUGGACCGUGUGAUGACAGUUUGACGGUGGAAGAUGAAUUUGACUCGGUUGUGUCGGUGGAGCAUGUGAGUGUGGCGGGAGCGAGCGUCCGACCAGCAUGGCGGCCGUCGCCGGCCUCUACGGAUUGGGGGACGAGCAGCGAGCCAGGCACCGCCGCGGCCAGUGCAAUACGGAGCGCUCCGAGUCCAGAGAUGACAACACCGAGGCGUCACUGCCGAAACUGUGCAACCAGGAAGAGGAGCCUGGACGUCCACCCCAGGGCGGGGUGGUGACGUUCGAACCCAUACAACACGACCACGACUUCUGCGAAAGAGUUGUUAUCAACGUAAGCGGCCUGAAGUUUGAGACGCAAUUACGUACACUGAACCAAUUCCCGGAAACCCUGCUGGGGGACCCCACUCGGAGAAUACGCUAUUUCGAUCCUUUGAGGAACGAAUACUUUUUUGACCGCAACCGCCCCUCGUUCGACGCAAUCCUGUACUACUACCAAAGCGGCGGCCGCCUGCGGCGCCCCGUCAACGUUCCCCUAGAUGUCUUCUCCGAGGAAAUUAAGUUCUACGAACUCGGAGAACAAGCCACAAACAAAUUCCGUGAGGAUGAGGGCUUCAUCAAGGAGGAGGAGAAACCCCUUCCCUCCAACGAGCGCCAGCGCAAAAUUUGGCUGCUCUUCGAAUACCCCGAGAGCUCUCAGGCCGCACGCGUUGUGGCUAUCAUCUCCGUAUUUGUCAUUCUUCUUUCCAUCGUGAUUUUCUGCCUGGAGACCCUCCCAGAAUUCAAACACUACAAGGUCUUCAACACCACCACCAACGGCACUAAGAUCGAAGAAGAUGAAGUCCCUGACAUCACUGACCCAUUCUUCUUGAUAGAGACCCUCUGUAUCAUAUGGUUUACGUUCGAGUUGAUAGUACGGUUUCUGGCGUGUCCCAACAAGUUUAACUUCUUUAGAGAUGUCAUGAACAUCAUAGACAUCAUCGCCAUUAUUCCGUACUUCAUCACCUUAGCGACAGUCGUAGCAGAGGAAGAGGAUACUCUAAACCUACCGCGCGCCCCCGUGUCUCCGCAAGACAAGUCGACUAACCAAGCGAUGAGUCUGGCAAUACUGCGGGUGAUACGUCUGGUGCGAGUGUUCCGUAUCUUCAAACUCUCUCGACACUCCAAAGGAUUACAGAUUCUGGGUCGUACGUUAAAAGCAUCGAUGAGGGAACUUGGCUUAUUGAUAUUCUUCUUGUUCAUCGGUGUGGUGCUGUUUUCAUCCGCGGUGUACUUCGCUGAGGCGGGAAGUGAGAACAGCUUCUUCAAAUCCAUACCUGAUGCGUUUUGGUGGGCGGUCGUGACAAUGACAACUGUGGGAUACGGCGACAUGACGCCUGUUGGCGUCUGGGGAAAAAUCGUUGGAUCCCUGUGCGCCAUUGCUGGUGUGCUCACCAUCGCAUUGCCUGUUCCUGUCAUCGUGUCCAACUUCAAUUACUUCUACCAUCGUGAGACCGACCAGGAGGAAAUGCAAUCGCAGAACUUCAACCACGUCACCAGCUGCCCGUACCUGCCUGGCACUAUGGGCGAGCCUUACCUCAUUUCAGGUCCAAUUCACAAAAAGUCUUCGAUAAGCGGUGAAUCAUCAUCGGACGUGAUGGACAUGGAAGAAGGUGCCAUGGUGGCUGAUUCUCACUUGGAGCAGAACCUCAGGCGCCUCAAGGAUGAGGAGAAGGUCCUGCUGGAGCAGCAGGCGACGUUUGAAACCGGUGGCAAUGACGACAUCGGCGCCCUGGAGCACCAAGAUGCCAUCCGGCUGAAUCACCUGCGGCAAGCUAAGCUGGAGAAGCAGCAGGCGAGGAAGCAGCGCGCGCAGCAGGCGCAGGGACAGUCGCAGUCCCAGGCGCAGGCGCACAGCCACGGCCACUCGGGGCCCGGGCCGCGCCGCGAGCACACCGCGCGCCGCCGCGCCUGCACCGUGCGCGUCAACAACCUCCACGGCGCUGAAGCUAUAGAGACUGACGUCUGACUAUCGGAACCCCAAAAUCAUUCCAGACGUGGCGGGCCGGCGCGACGACGCCGCAGCGGCGGUGUGGCGCGGCCGAAUGCCAGCGCGCUCCCCGCCGCCCUGCCACGUGUGAACAGCGUAUGAGUUCGCCGCUCCUAACCCAAACUGCUGUUUUCGUCGAAACAAACAACCUCAACAAAAUUAAACAAUAAUGAAUUGUGAACAAUAAAAUUCCCACAUCUUUCAGCAUUUACAAAACCUGGUUAAAUUACUCAGGAAUACUAAAAUUAGGAAGAACUAAUUUUCAAAAAAAUAUCAUAAAAAUACAAUAAAAAAUAUUUUAAAUAUGCUUGACGAUUGAGUCCGAAGCGCCGCGGAUUUUGUAAAUAUACAAGACGCUUAAAGAGGCUUCUACGUUCACUUCUUACAUUAUCAACACUGUGGAAUAGAUUAAAAUAUUAGGUUCUUUGUGACAAAUAAAAUAAUCAGCAUAGGCCUAUAGUUGCGUUCGCAGAAGAUAUUCUCAAGUGUUGCGUUUCGCUUGACCAUAGUUUGUAAAUAGUUGUUUCGAGAGGAGAGCGCACGGCGCGGCAACCGGCCUCUGGACCGGCUCCCCGGGCACGCUACGGCCGGGCAUGCAGGGAGCAUGCUCGCCAUCACGGCAGACGCGCUCGGAGGGUGCGAGGCCGGCCCGCUGGGUGACCGGCCACGCCGCGCCGUCCACCGCUGCGGUGACCGCGCGAAGCUUUCAGACAAUCGAAACAGCUCAAUCAGUGAUCAUAAAAACUACAGCAAUGGGACUCACAAAUCAUCUUCAGAUCAAAUAUAUUAGAAUAAGUUACCGUAUAUGGAAAUUUAUGUUGUGUUAUUGUUGUGCGUACACAUAUUCCAGUAAACGUCAUGUGUAAUUGUACAAGUACCCGGACGUAAAUGUAACCCUCUCCCCGGUCCUCGCGACCAGUCCACGUCGUGCAACAGUCUCGGCUAUUAUAAUUAUUUAAUGUUAUAGGCGUAUUUUGUCUAUCGUGUCUAUUCUUAUGUUAUUGAUAAUUUAUUACCUUUAAAUUAUUUGUAUAGGGGUGGUCGUGCGGGUGCACAGGUCCUGUGCGCCGAUAGUGCUACGUCUCGUAUGCAAGGACAGUUAUAUUUCGGUCGUUUACAAAGUCAAGAUGAAUGUGUUAGCGUAGACAGUUUAAACAUAUCUAGAAAGAAGUGAAUUUAUUAAUAUACGUUCGUAAGUAAGGCAUGCGACAGACUCAAUUCGAUCGAUACAGCAGUGCUCAGAACAACGGACCUCCUCUACGCGUUUAAUUUUACUUUAAAUGGUGUUUUCACAACACCUUGUACUCAGUACGGCUCCUCUCGGCGACAACUCCUCGCUCUGCCACCCUCAAUACUUCUUAAUAUCGAUUGCAAUCGAAAUAAAUUUCUCAAACGUCAGCACUAAUCUGUUAACUUCAAACAAGCUCCGCUUCAAGAGCAUUUACUGUAAAUAAUCUAAAACUAUUGUUUCCAUCUGUACAAGUGAAGGAGUGCCGGAAAGUAUUUCAGAUUAUUUUUCAUAUUUCCCGUCUGUCUGUCCAUGGACUUGUUUACUCUUGAGUUGUAAAUGAGACAAUUGAUAUUGUUAAGUAUAGAUUACACCCGAAAUAAUUAUUUCAUCAUAUCAGUCACAUUUCAUAGCGUUUAAACAUCUAGUAAAAAUACAAAUUUUACGCCCUAUAUUAUAGUCUAGUGUAGUUUAGUAGAUAUUGAUAGUAGGUUAAGUGCUGCCCUUAUACUGGGUAUGUAAUGUCUCUGACCCAACUGUUGCCAGUGUGUUGCAAUAAGGCCAAUGACAAGAUUUCGGUUUGGUCCAGGCUGCCUGCUGGGCACCGAGCGCUCGGUCGUCCACUAGGGUUAAGUCACGCACGUAAAGGACUUUUGCACAAAACUACUUAGCCAGUGAACGAAUAUGGACGCUCGUUGCGCAGCACGCACAGCCCGCACAUGCCGGAGCCUCGAGACCUCAAUAAGAGCAUGUUCCAAGCUGGUAAUCUUAAAUUGGCCUCAAACCUGACCAUUUCCUCUCAAUGAACAUUCGAUGUGAUGUAUAAUGAUAUAAUAGAUUACUCAAUAUCAGUGUUUCGGUGUUAAUUGAUGUUUAAUUAAUAAUUAAAUUUACUAUUUCUGUAAUAUAUUAAAAUAGAAAAUUGUAAUGCGUGUCUCUGACAGUCAUGAGGCUCGCUGGUGCAGGAUCGCAAACGCGAAGAUUGAGACAUGAAGAGAAUCGUUAAGAAUAAGAUAAUAUAUUUAUAAUUAGACAGUUGUUGGAUGUGCUAUACUGUAAUUCUCCUUUUGUAUAUAAUUUACCGCAGAGAACGAGCAAAUGAUAGACAUAGAGAAGCGAAUUGUAGACCCUCAGUGACUGUCAGAGCUUUCGCUAAGAUGAUGACGCAGAGCGCAGGCUCGACCUCGGCCAUGACAUAUGUACACGGACAUUCAAACCCGACUCGAACAAUCAUGUUGUAGUAGGGCAAGCAUGUAUAACUGAAUACAUUAUAAUAUUUUGAGUGUCUUCGUUGUAGUGAAUAUAUCAGUAAUGUCUGUCAAUUAGAUACGAAUUGUUUGGCAAAUUAAUUUAUUAUGAUAGUCUUGAUUGUGCUGUGUAAGUGUUGUCUGGUACAGGAGCGAUCGAUUGGAAAUGUUGGCAAUAAUAAAACGAGCAACGUUGCAGAGUGUAGCAGUUGCUGCAGCCGUCACAGCAACAUGGCAUGUGACGGUGAAUGUAACGUUGUUUUAUUUGCAGAAUGUAACGAACAGUUUACCAGAAAGUAUCGCAAGUUGAAAGUUUUCAGUCAUUAAUGUAGUAGUAGUACAUAUAACAGAUUUACAAUAUGUGAAGACUAUCAUCACUUCAUUUGUCAAUGUAUUCGAUUUAUGUUAAAUGUUUAGAAUUAGUGGACAAUAUACAUAUACUACAUGUUGCGACAUAUACGUAAAACGCCGAGGCUGUUGCGACGAACAUAUUGAAUGUCAAUGUCAGUCAAUGUUAAUGUAUCAAGUUUAUAGUGUAGAAAGCACGUUAUGUUAUAUUUAAUAUAGUUUAUGUAAUCGGAUAGCACACGGGUCCUGUUUUUGAACUUAAUUGUGAAGGAAGCUGCAACGCGGCAAUGUCAAAUCAACUCCACCACGAAUGUACUAAACACCCAGCUUUGUGCUUGAUCACUCGCUCUAUAACAAGGACCAACUCGAGCCAAUUUGUCACAUCUUAAAUUAUUUAUAGUCUGUGAAAAGAGCUCAUAUGCAUUAAGAACUAUAUGUAAUUACGUAUUAUAACGAUGGUCCGGACUAUCUCGUUCUUAAAAAAACUAUCUUGGGUCACUCAAAUCUUGACCCUAGAAGAUGUUAAAUAAAAUUUGAAACGGAAAGUUAAUAAUUGAAAUCUACAGUUGGAAGUUAAAUAAAAAAUACAAACAUAUCACACUCCACUUGUAGCUUAAUCACCAUUUGAACUUUAAGGCCUGUUGGUGCCAAAACAGUAAGAUUACUAAACGAGAUCUGACUGCAAAAUCCAUGGUGUUCAAAUAAUUAAAGAGAGAUAAAGAAAUAGUUUAUUGGACACUUAACGUACUAAAUAUUGUAAAGCGAUAAACUGGGUGUUUGUAAAUUUGUUGUGUUGCAGUUACGGUGUGAUGUGAAGUUGUGACUAAAUCUCAUUUACAUUAUGUGUAUCUGUUUAAUGUUUAACUAGUAAUUUCCUGCAUUUACAAUCUAUCUCAAACUACGAAUAUGAGAUCAUUACGAGAUAUGAAAUGGUCUUCAGCUUAGACUCCUUGCGCUUCAAAACGUACAUCUGUGUAGAUUAGAAAUAUGGUGUAAAUGAGUCUUGGUCGAUUGUAAUCUAUAUACUUUAACAGAUUUAUAUUAUUGAUCAUUUGUGAAGCGCUUCUAUCAGUCGAUAGUCGCGUGUUUUUCAACUAGUCCCCGCAAUUUCUAUUCUUGUCUGCAGUUUCAAUAAUGCUGCGUUGUUGCGCACAGAUGUCACAAGUGGUAUAUAUGUCACUUUACGAGAUGGUGGCGACAUUCCAGGCCCGUCUGUUCCUCGCGCUGGCGUGCAGUGUACACUGCACUACGUGACCAGCUCGUGCGAGCGCCGGGGACACAGGCUGCGGCCUCGCUGUCGGCGGGCCUCGAGCUGGAUGGUCCGCGUGUGAAGGAUCCUGUAAGACCUGUGUGGUCGACUCUCAUAAACAAGAAACAGAAUAGUGGUAAAUUGUGAAUUACUCAAGUUGGCCAAAAUUGUAGUUACGCCAGUUAAAAUAGGCGUAUUAUAAUUUUCGCUCAGUAUUAUUAGUUGAUAUUUCGUACGUAGUGUAUGUAUACAGAGGCGGCUAACACGGGCCCGGUGCAAGCAGAAAGAUUAAAUUCUCAACCAUCACACUUCAAAUUAUAACAUUCUCCAAAAUUAAGUAAUAUUUUGUUGAAGAGACGAAAAUACGAAAUUAUCGUAGAUAGUAAAACCACAUAGAUUUCACAGGAGAAAUCACGAUUUUCUAUUUACUUGAGUACUACUUAAAUAUCAAUCUUGUAGUUAGGAAGGAGUUGGAAAAAAUUUAAAUUUUUUAAGAAGUCUGAAAUGUCCGUAAUGACAGACUAUAUGUAAUAUGGUCUUUAGGAAACAACUAUAAUCAGUAAUUUUAUGAGUAAAUUAAAUUGAAUUUAAUUUAGGAUUUAUAGUUAGGUGAUGUCUGCAAACUUUUAGCAGUGUGUGGUAUAUCUAAAUCAGUUUUGUUUCAAGGAUGAUUGAUAUGUUUUGCUUGAUUAUUCGGCCGAGGGACGACUGUGGCCGUGGUGUUUGCAUGAAUUCCGAAACGUACGAUGGGACCUCGCUACAUGCUUUGCGGGUUUAAUAAAAAUGUGCCACUUUUACUUCUUGAUAGAUGCCUUUACGCGUGUUAUUGCGCUUGUUCCAGUACAUAGCGAUCGCAGUGCUGAACUUAAUAUUAAUGUAACGUGUCAUGGCUUGUCACGCUGCUCACACCGUGUUUUAUUGUUUUCACUGACACCGAGGGAUGACGAGGAGUGUGACAGUCAGUCUGUACCUAUACAAUAUUAACUUGUAGUUAUAAUUUUCUUUAUUCACCGGCCCCCUCUCCGUCCAGGUCAAAGCGUGUUCAUAUUGGAUAUAAAAUCACAAAUUUCGAAUUGGAUAUCGUAUUUAUACUAGCAUCGAUUAAUAUUUUACAUUAUUUAUUUAUAGUUUACUAAUGAUUGGCUAUUUUUAUCGAAAUUGUUGUACAGAGCAUUUAUUCGUUAAGUGUACGAAGUAUACGUUAAAGAGGACAUCACCCAAAUGGGGUAAUUUCAAAAUUGUCGGCCAAUAAAAACUAGAAUUAUUACAGAGCUCACCUAAUUAAUCUGAGUGCACAAUAAAUUAAUCAUGUUGCCAUUUAUACACAAAAAAUAUUCUUUAAGUCCACAAAAAUAUCAACCACAGGUAGUACCUUGCGUACACCAAGCAAUUCGAUGCUAAGAAACGCCCUAUUAAGUGAAACGUUUCAUAUUCAAACUUACAUGAUUUAACGAGAAAUGGCCUCACAAUUAACACUUUUAUUCCAUAGACAGAAAAGUUUUUCGUGGCAAAACAAUGCGUCAAUUUACCAAAAUAUCUUUAAGACUGGAACUCAACUACAGUCAAUAAAUAAAAUAUCGAUAUGUCGCUCUCUAUACGAAAAAGGUUAAAUUAUUAGUUGGAGGCUGAGUGAUGUCAUUUUUCACGUAUUGUUCAAUAAAAAAUGUAAUAUUGGUCAAAUUAAUUUGUCGCCUAUAUCUUAACAAUAAAACUGAAUAAGCCAGCUACGAGCUUAACUUAUUUUUUGUAUUUUAAUGGUAUGUAAAAGUACUUGUAUUUUUCAUUACGUAAUGUAAGUUAAAUUGGAGCGAAUUCUCUAGAUACAUAAUUACAUUAUCCUCUUACAUUACAUUAAGGAUAUAAUAUUAAGAGCUUUUUCGACUAGUAUACUUACAAAAAAAAAUGAUGAUCUUAUGAAAUUAUCAGAAUUUUUCGCGAUAACUUAUUAUAUUUAAUAUCCAUCCAGUAUUAUUAGAUAAAUAGGUGUAAUGGUGAAAAUAUGCCAUUUUCUAGCUCCUAUAGUUAAUGUAAAAUAGGUUCAGUAAUUGGGCAACAGAUAAAUAUUCUUAAUUAAGUACAAAUUUUCCGAUUUGAAUAUUUUUUAAUUUGUCACGGUCCCAUCGCUCGUGAAACAAGUGUACCUGACUUAGGGCGCCGAUGUUGUUUUGGUUACUACAUACUGCUACGUACGUCCGAUCUAAACAACUUUGCAUUGCUCCCUUGUUACAUUGGCUUAGAGUUAUACCCAUCAGAAAAAUUUGAAUGUGUUUGCUGUACUAUUGUGAACUAGUGUGAUUAUUACCUAUGUAUUACGAGUUUAUCGAAGUUGAUAAAUAUUCAUCAUUUGGAAUCUAUUCCCUCGACUAAACUGAACAAUUUGCAAGCCUGACAUUUAUCGACUUUGAUAGAAUGCAAGAGAGCACGGAUCGUCUUGGCUUGAAUAUUAUAUAUUAAAAUUUAUGUCCUCUAUUGGGAUAAGAACUUCAAAUAUUAAAUCAAUGGUGCAAUGUUAAGUGUAUAAUAGGGUCGAGAACAUCGGUAGAGAGUCUGUUGAAGUUCGCAAUUUUAAGGAACUUCUGUUUUGUCAAAAAUUAUAUUAUCUGUUCGUCAUUUCGUGUUCAUGAGUCUGUUUCGGAGUUCAUCAAAUCGUACGUGCAAAUAUAUUUGGUAAAUGUAACGAGCGAUUCCAUUCAUAGUCCUGUACAGUAGGAGUUAUUUGUUUAAAAGACAUACUUUUAUUUUCGUAUAAGUAAGUACUUAGAGUUUGUGGAUGAUAACAAGAUCAGCAGACGGUAUCGUGGUACUAUAAAGUUGGUACUUGUGUAAAAGCAGUGAUUGUUAAUAACUAAGGAUUAUUGUGUUCGAAAACAUUUCAAACGAUUGUGAAUGUGUAAUGGUGUACAAUAUCUUGUCUAGAACACGUGAUGUAUGAGUGAACAUUGAAAGCAUUCAAGGAAAGCGUCACAAAAAGACAGCUCAAGAUUUUAACUUACAAAAUGUUUUAAACAAAUCUGCAAAUAACAUAAUUAUGGGGAUUAAUGAGAUGCUCUAUAAUCUCUAGUACACACGUGUGGAGUCUGCGAUACGUCUGCAAACACGUCACUAUGACGUCAUCCACAAACUACCCACACUGAUUAUUAUAAUAUUUUAUUUAGUUAAUCUAGAUCACAUUCGCCACAAGGUGUAUAUAUUUCGAGUCACUAAGGCCAGUGAUCAUUUAUAAUUUAAUUUUAAUGUGGUGGUUGUUUACAGCAUCUGUCAUGCGAAGCGAAGGCUCAUUGAUAUAGUAUUUACGAAUAAAUUGUAACUUAACGCUUAAAUCGCCAUCUUUUUGUCGAUGGCUAAAUAUACACUUAAUUAAAACAGAGCUGUUUCUGAAUGAUGCGUAAAUUAUAAAGAAUCUUUCUGAAAACUUUGUGAGUGGUCUGGACUGUGGAGUUUAUUGGCAGUUUGGGGAUUGUCGGGUUGUUAUUGCAAAGUUAUUAAUAUCACUAGUUAUAUAUUGGUUGCAAAAAAUGAGUGGCAUUCUCCUGGGGUCUUGUAUGUGUUGUUUUGCAAGAAACUCUUGCAAAAAGAAGUAGAAUGAAUUAAACCAAUUACGUAUAUGAAGUGUUUGUCAGAAUUUGUCAAGAAACAAUCUUCAAACCUACAAUAAAGCCCGCAAGUCUAGCAACUUGAACACGCAACUAUAUUGCUAACGAUCCCGUUUCGAUAAAUUCCAUGGUACCUACUUAUAUCUGGAGCUUUUUUCCAAUUUUUGUACUUAAGUUGUACUUGGCAGUACUAUGCUGUACUGUAAGAAUGAUUUUUUUUCGUAUAAGUUGUGAAUCCAAAUUGUAUAAAUGACUAAAUAAAAAGAAUAUUGAUGUUUCA